UCCUUCCUCCAUUACUACCAUCCAAACUAGUCCUAAGUCCUAACCAUUCAUCAUCAUUCACAACCAUGCUCAUCUCCUCCUCCUCCUCUCUCAAACCCAUCCUUCUCUCCUUCCCUCUUCUCCUCACCCUUCUCCUCCUUUCUCAAUCUUCUCAUCAUCAUCAUCAUCAUCAUCAUCAUCUCUUCCUCACCUCCUUCCUCUUCCUCCUUCUUCUCCUCACUCUCUACUUCCUUUCUCGUCCUCGCCCUAUUUACCUCCUCAACUACUCCUGCUUCAAACCCACACCCACCUGCCGUGUUCCCUUCUCCACCUACAUGGAACACGCCCGCCAAAUGCCCUUCUUCGACGACCGCAGCGUCCGUUUCCAAACCCUAAUUCUUGAACGCUCCGGCCUCGGUGAAGAAACCUGUCUCCCUCCUCCUCACCACUACAUCCCUCCAACUCCUUCCCUUUCUUCCUCUCUCCAUGAAACCCACACUGUCCUCUUCUCCGCCAUUGACCACCUUCUCAAACUCACUUCCAUCCAUCCUCACCUCAUCGACAUCCUAGUUAUCAACUGCAGUCUCUUCUAUCCCAUUCCCUCACUCUCCUCCAUAAUCAUCAAUCACUACAACCUCCGCACCGACAUCCGCAGCUUCAAUCUCUCCGGCAUGGGCUGCAGCGCCGGCCUCAUCUCCGUCGACCUCGCUCGAGACGUCCUUCAGGUCCAUCCUAACUCUCUUGCUCUUGUUCUCUCCACUGAAAUCAUCACUCCCAACUACUACGCCGGCAAAGAACGUGCUAUGCUCCUCCCUAACUGUCUUUUCCGCAUGGGCGCCUCCGCCGUUCUCCUCUCUAACCGCAGCUGUGAUGCUUCCAUCGCUAAAUACAAACUCCUCCACGUCGUCCGCACUCACAAAGGCUCCGACGAUAAAGCUCACAGUUGUGUUUUCCAAGAACAAGACUCUGAAGGAAACCUCGGCAUUAAUCUUUCUAAAGACCUCAUGGCCAUUGCCGGUGACACUCUUAAAUCCAACAUUACUUCAAUUGGACCUCUUGUUUUGCCGGCUUCCGAACAAUUACUCUUUCUCUUCACCUUCAUUGCUCGCAAACUCAUUAAUCCUAAGUUGAAACCUUAUAUCCCUGACUUCAAACAAGCGUUUGAGCACUUUUGUAUUCACGCCGGUGGACGUGCAGUUAUUGAUGAGCUCCAGAAGAACCUUCAGCUCUCGGCUGAGCAUGUUGAAGCUUCACGCAUGACCUUGCAUAGGUUCGGCAACACGUCGAGCAGCUCGCUGUGGUAUGAGCUCAGUUAUAUUGAAUCUAAAGGCAGGAUGCGGCGCGGUGACCGGGUUUGGAUGAUUGGUUUUGGGAGUGGGUUCAAAUGCAACAGCGCUGUUUGGAAGUGCUUGCAAACUGUGAAAACUCCUGUUGAGGGUCCUUGGUCUGAGUGUAUUCACAGGUAUCCUGUUCACAUUCCAGAGGUUGUUAAGCUCUUAUAGUUACUUAAUUAAUUACUUCUUUAUCUCUCUUUCUGUGAGCUUUGAAUCUUUGAUGGUGGUUGUAUGAUGAAAGGAAGAUCAAGAUGGUGAUGAAGAAGAAGAGUUGAAGCUAGCUAGUUGUGUGGAUCUCUUUCUUGAUUUAUAUUUUUAUAUUUUAUUUUUACUUAUUUUUAGAAAUAUUUCUGUGUUUGUGAAAGGUGGUGGAGAGACGAAGAAGAAGAAGAUAGUGAGCAAAUUAAAUGAAUGUGAUGUUAACGUUACGUGAAUUGAUUAGCUUUUAAUGUUAUUUAUUGCGCUUAUAAAUUUGGAUUGGGAUUAGAGAGAUCAUGAUUCAUGA
This is a messenger RNA of Dioscorea cayenensis subsp. rotundata (Guinea yam), 1818 nucleotides long. Its product is annotated as 3-ketoacyl-CoA synthase 6-like. Lineage: Eukaryota; Viridiplantae; Streptophyta; Magnoliopsida; Dioscoreales; Dioscoreaceae. The record is from RefSeq and is a predicted model, not a curated record. Bases 66 to 1481 code for a protein of 471 amino acids. Gene Ontology annotation, cellular component: membrane. Gene Ontology annotation, biological process: fatty acid biosynthetic process. Gene Ontology annotation, molecular function: acyltransferase activity, transferring groups other than amino-acyl groups. The transcript has a single exon.